Molecule: messenger RNA, 486 nt
Organism: Thermochaetoides thermophila DSM 1495
Lineage: Eukaryota; Fungi; Ascomycota; Sordariomycetes; Sordariales; Chaetomiaceae
Product: AP-1 complex subunit-like protein
Exons: 5
Coding region: 1-486 (161 amino acids)
Biological process (GO): vesicle-mediated transport; protein transport
Cellular component (GO): AP-1 adaptor complex; intracellular membrane-bounded organelle
Molecular function (GO): clathrin-cargo adaptor activity
Source: RefSeq, a predicted model, not a curated record
AUGGCUAUGCACUAUUUGAUUCUGCUCUCGCGCCAAGGCAAGGUGCGUCUGGCCAAAUGGUUCAUUACACUCUCGCCCAAGGAAAAGGCCAAGAUCGUCAAGGACGUGUCGCAACUCGUGCUGGCCCGCCGUACGCGCAUGUGCAAUUUUCUCGAGUACAAGGACACCAAGAUCGUUUACCGCCGAUAUGCCUCCCUCUUCUUCAUCGCCGGGUGCUCCUCGGACGACAACGAGCUGAUCACGCUCGAAAUCAUCCACCGCUACGUCGAGCAGAUGGAUAAGUACUACGGCAACGUGUGCGAGCUGGACAUUAUCUUCUCCUUCACCAAGGCCUACUACAUCCUGGACGAGCUGCUGCUGGCCGGCGAGCUGCAAGAGAGCAGCAAGAAGAACGUGCUGCGCUGCAUCUCGCAGCAGGAUGCCCUUGAGGACAUGGAGGAGUCGGAGAAGAUCGAAAAGGCGCUCAAGGAGACGGGAUUUUUAUAA